Teleopsis dalmanni is the source of this 327-nucleotide messenger RNA. RefSeq names its product glycine-rich RNA-binding, abscisic acid-inducible protein-like. Lineage: Eukaryota; Metazoa; Arthropoda; Insecta; Diptera; Diopsidae. The transcript has a single exon. The coding region runs from base 1 to 327 and encodes 108 amino acids. The record is from RefSeq and is a predicted model, not a curated record.
AUGCGCUUGUUUUUAGUAUUGGCGGUUAUUGCAACCUUUUGCUGCCUACAUGUCGUGAAAUCAGUCGGGGCAAGUCCAGCUGAAGGUGUUAAUGCCGAUAGUAACGUGAACGCGGCCAACAGUUUGGAUGACUUAGCAGAUCUUGGCGAUGAGCAUGGAAAUGAAGGUGACAGAAAUGCACGUCAAUGGGGCUAUGGCGGUCGGCGUAGAUGGGGCGGAGGCUGGGGCGGAGGAUAUGGCGGUUAUGGAGGUGGAUGGGGUGGUGGUUAUAGACGCGGAUGGGGUGGUGGCUGGGGAGGCGGCUACAGACGCGGUUAUUGGGGUUAA